GGUUAAUUACACCAUUAAGCUGCGCUGUUUAUGUGAAAUUUAGAUUAUUUUACUGUAUUGUUUGGUUGUUUGGGACAAUAAUAAAAAACAGAAACGUGAAUUUUGGAACACGACACAGCAAGACAAUGUUGCAGUACACCAUGCCUGUUAGUAACACUGGGUUUCUGAAUAUUUGUGAUAGACUUUACCGACCGGCUUGAAUUGAAGUGAACGUGUCUAAAAAAGUGUGCGUUUUGUUUUACUGAUUUGAUGAAUUCACGUCAUGUUGCAAAGAUGUCAAUGUCAGCUGUGCAUGCCAUGGGAUUGACUGCUCACUUGUGUGAGUGCGAGGCUAAACUUUACUGCUAGGCAAAAGCUGAUGAAGAGAUGACAGAUUUAUAAUUUGGUAAGAUCCGAAGAAGGAGGACAUCACAGAAUUCAUAAGAACCACUGUUCCUAAGAAUAGAGAUGGAGGAAGGAGAGCAGUUGGAUGUGCUCGGGGAACAGCUUUACAGCAUCAUUUAUCCCAAGUACUCAGACAUUGCUGGAAAACUGACAGGAAUGCUGUUGGAACUCCCAGCGUCAGUAAUAGAAGAGAUGUUAAAGGAUAAAAGAAUGCUGAGUGAUGGUAUUGAGAAAGCACUUUGUGCUCUUCAGUUAUCAAGCAGUAAUAGUAAUUCUGAGUCCACAGACUCACUAGGGGAACGUCUCUACAAUCUUAUUGAUCUCUACAACACUGGUCACAGUGAGAAGAUAACAGGAAUGCUGUUGGAGCAGAAAAAGGAAGACAUGAAGAAGUUAUUUGUGGAUUCAAAACUGUUGGAAGAAAAUAUUAAUGUUGCAUUAAAAACACUUGAACAACAAAACCGGAUUGAGUUGGAAACCCCCAUUUCAUCAGAGUUUGAUGAGAAGGAAAAGCUGGGAGAGAGUCUGUUUGCAAUGAUAGAGGAAAUUGAUGCAGAGAACUGUGCAGACAUUACGGGUAUGCUGUUAGAAAUGGACAUGUGUACCCUGCAGAAGCUGCAGUGUGACAGGGUGGCUCUUGAGACUGCAGUACACAGAGCUCAGGCAGCCCUGCUUCCUUCUCCAGCGCUGGACACCGCUGUGGAGAGUGACUUGGACAGUGAGACAUAGACAUUGGGGAUGUUGCUGGAAUUGCCCAAAAAACUUGGAGUUGACCUUUUAAACUCACCGGAUAGACUAAACAUGAAACUGGAGGAGGCUGCUUCAGUUCUUAUAGAGAUUUAAUUUCUGUAAUUGAAAUCAGACAACAAAGUAAUUGCACAAUAGUAAUGUGUUUUUUUCUGUGGAAAACUAAAAUGUAAAUACUAAAUAUGCUCACUGAGAUUAGAAUUAGUUUUGGUUCAGUCUUAGAUAGCACUGCACUUUAAAAGUUAUUUUCAUGGUGAUCAUUUAAAGUAUUAAAAAAAAAAAAAUCUGAAUUAAACUAAUUCCCUUACUCUUUCCACUGGCAAGAGGAAAAGAGGUCAUCUUUACUUGAACAAGUGUGCAAAAAGGACUGCUGCAAUUUUGUUUCAAAUAUUUUUUGCGUUGUAAAUGUGCUUGAGAUAAUAUGUCCAUCAUCUCAAGCACGUUUCCCAAUGCAAUAACGAUAUUCAAACGUGUACAUUUACAGGGCAAUUAACAAACACACCAUAUGACAAACUGUUUGGAAGGGAUGCUCGACACCUACAAAAUGACUCGCACAAUCAUUACUGUACAUCUGGGCGGACUUAAGGCACAGAAGCACAUGGCAGCCGAGCACCUGCUAUCAUCCCUGUAUCAGUCUGUCAGAACUGCUGUAGUACAGUACAUACCUCUAAUCCCUAUGUGCACCCUAAAUUGGUGCAAAUCCAAUCUAAAACAGUUGGUCAGUAUUGGGGGGAGUCGUUUUAGUGUUCGUGAUAGACAAAUGCCCUAAUUCUCUGUCAGCGCAGAAAGACAGCACGCACAGAGAACAGCCUCUGAGGCUGUAGUUACUGAACCAUGAUUGCUCUAAUUACACCAGACUACAUUACAAUUAGAAAGUGGUUGGUUAUGUUCUGUAGAAAAACGUAAUUUUAUUAUAGGAAGUUUUGCAUUCUGUGUAUAGAAAUAACAUACAUAUUUGAUUGCCUCAUCUGCAGAAGUGGCAGGUUUAUGAAUGCUUUAUUGUAAAUAUAUAGAAUACUUUAUCAGAUUAUUGUAAUAUGGUGGUUAUGGGACUUAUUAUAAACUUUUGUUAGUCAUAUUAGUAUUUUAUGUAUAUUUACGACAACACAGAACUUUAAUUGAAUUGACCCAGUGUUACGGUAUACUGUUGUAAGGUUAAUAAAAUGAGGAAACAAUGUAACCCUAUUAAUGUGCACGACCCCCAUUGGUGAAAUGUAUAAUGUAAUUGGUGUAUAGUAUCAUCAGAUUCACAGGCAACA
This is a messenger RNA of Polyodon spathula (Mississippi paddlefish), 2390 nucleotides long. RefSeq lists its product as uncharacterized. Gene Ontology annotation, cellular component: nucleus. Gene Ontology annotation, molecular function: RNA binding. NCBI's taxonomy places the organism in Eukaryota, Metazoa, Chordata, Actinopteri, Acipenseriformes, Polyodontidae. The coding region runs from base 448 to 1113 and encodes 221 amino acids. The record is from RefSeq and is a predicted model, not a curated record. Gene Ontology annotation, biological process: protein polyubiquitination; regulation of double-strand break repair. The transcript is spliced from 8 exons.